Apis florea (little honeybee) is the source of this 1347-nucleotide messenger RNA. RefSeq names its product vitellogenin. The record is from RefSeq and is a predicted model, not a curated record. NCBI's taxonomy places the organism in Eukaryota, Metazoa, Arthropoda, Insecta, Hymenoptera, Apidae. Gene Ontology annotation, biological process: lipid transport. Gene Ontology annotation, molecular function: lipid carrier activity.
AAAGAACAAUGCGGAAAGAGGAGAAAAACAGGGAGGAGAGGAGGACGGUAACGCGUCUCGACACGCGGGUCGUUGACACGCGAGGUAAUUGGCGGCCAGUUUCGUGUUAACGGGUCGCGGAGGGUGCCGCGGUGACCCCGAUUCGAACCACCGUAUCAAUUCUCCAAACCUGUCACCCGCCACUAUCCGUCCACCGCACGCACGCUUUAUUUUCCAACUGGAAAGAGAGAGCAGGCUUCGGUAAAUUGGAGCUUGCUAAUCGUAAGAAGAGGUCAGUAGUGCAGUUUAGCCACGGUAUAAGAGCGGCCCCGACACCGCUUACUACUCCACUAAAGUAGUUGGAACGUUGCACGGUGCCAGCAUGAACGUAGUGCUGAACGUAGUGCCAUUUUUCUUAGCCGCGCGCGUCUCCCUGGACGCGCCGUGGAGGCACGGGCCCGAGUACACUUUCCACGUCCAAGUGAACUCGACCGCGAUCCCCGAGGAGGGUAGCUACAUAAGCAUCCGGUUGAACGUGGCGUCGAAGCUCGUGUGCCAGCCGAAACGGUUCCACACGCUCACCUGCCAUUUUCGGGAGUCGAAGGCGGACAGUUACGUGACCGAGAGCUUGGAUCCAGGCGCGCCCGCCAUCCCUGUCAGCCGGGUCUCGAGGCAGCAGGCGUACGAGAUCAAUCAGGAGCAGUUCGAGAUCAGGUUCACGGAGCAGGGAUUGGACAGCCUGGUGGUGAACGAGAACGUGCAGCCGAGGGAGUUGGACAUGAUCCGGGUGAUCGUCGGCCAGUUGAACAUCGGCGCCCUGGUCGGGGAAUACGAUCGAACGUUCGAGCUGAUGGAGAACUUCACUCAGGGCGAGUGCGUGACCAUGUUCACCGUGGAGCGGAACGCGGUGGCGGGUUUGCGCCGCAGGGAUCGGGAUUACGUUUUGGAGACGGUGUUCGGGUUGAAGGACGGCCAGUUGGUCGAGAUCAGGAAGAUCAGGAACCUUCACAUGUGCACGCACAAGGUGCCCUAUUUCUUCGGCAGCGCGGAGGGUAUGAAACAAAUGAGCGACGUGGUGUCGACCGUGAGCUCGUCGGAGAGUCACAUAGCGAUCACCUCGACCGAGUUCAUAUCCGGGACCACGAACGUGAUCACUACCAGCAAGGUGUCCGAGGGGAUGGUGACGACGUUGUACGAGAACAUAAGCGUGAGGCUGGAAUCGAUCUUGGCGGCCAGGGACGAUCCGCCGGAAGUGAAGGAUCCCGAGCUGGCAAGCAUGUUCAUAGGCAGAUGGCUGAUGGAGAACUCGAUGGAGGAGGACGACGGGGACUCGUCGUUGGAGGUUUGAUCUCGAGUCCUUGAAACGCC